AUGGAUGUCAACCAAACAGCGCUGUCACUCUCCCGAGAGAAUGACAAAUUCUUGCAAAAGCCCCUCGCCAUCGUCGGGCUUGCCUGUCGCCUGCCUGGUCACAGCACAACCCCUAAGAAGCUGUGGGACUUGUUGGAACGCGGCGGCAUAGCCAAUAACCAAGUGCCCAAAACUCGCUUCAACGAGAAAGGACAUUAUGACGGAUCUACGAAGCCAAAGACCAUGCGGUCACCAGGUGGCAUGUUCAUCGAGGACAUUGAUCCGAAGGACUUUGACGCUUCCUUCUUUGGUGUCUCGGGCAGCGAUGCCACAGCUAUGGAUCCUCAACAGAGGCAGCUGCUGGAGGUUGUGUACGAAUGCAUAGAGAACGCUGGCGUUCCCAUCGAGAACCUGAGCGGAGCCAAGAUCGGUUGCUAUGUAGGGUCCUACGCCGUGGACUACGGUGACAUGCAAGCGCGUAACCCUGAAGACCGAGUGCCUGAUACGGUGAUCGGGAUGGGGCGUGCCAUGUUAAGCAACCGGAUAAGCCAUGCCUUCAACUUCAAAGGGCCUAGCAUGACGAUAGACACGGCUUGCUCGGGCAGUUUGGUGGGACUGGAUGUCGCUGCGCGCUACCUGCACACAGGGGAGGCAGAUGGCGCAAUCUGUGCUGGCGCGAACCUCUAUUUCAGCCCGGAGCACAAUAUUGACUUGGGCGCUAUGAAGGUCGCCGGCUCUCUGUCUGGUCGCUGUCAUACUUUCGACGCCAACGCGGAUGGAUACGUCAAGGCCGAAGCGAUCAACGCGAUCUAUGUGAAGCGGCUGGAGGAUGCGGUCCGCGAUGGGGACCCAAUCCGAGCAGUUAUUCGAGGUGUUGCUUCGAACAGUGACGGCCGUACACCGGGCAUAGCUAGCCCUAACGACGAGGCUCAAGCAGAAGCCAUCCGUUGUGCCUAUGCCAACGCUGGUAUCACCAACUUCAAUGAUACGGCUUAUCUAGAAUUCCACGGAACGGGCACCCAAGCAGGCGACCCACAAGAGGUGAAGGGUGUGGCUUCUGUAUUCUCGGCCUCAAGGUCACCAGAGAGACCUCUGAUCAUCGGGUCAGUCAAGAGCAACAUUGGACACUCGGAACCAGCGGCUGGUGUUUCCGGGGUUCUCAAGGCGGUUCUAGCCAUCGAACACGGCGUCAUUCCUGGUAAUCCUACAUUCAUCACCCCUAACCCGAAGAUCGACUUUGAAGGAUGCCGUGUCCGCGCGAUUCGACACAAGAUCCCCUGGCCGGCAGCUCCCUUCAAACGUGCCAGUGUCAACUCUUUCGGCUAUGGAGGCUCCAAUGCUCACGUCAUUCUGGAGGAACCUAAAGUCUUGCUGCCGGGUUGGGAAGAUACUCACUGCUCCUCAUACGCAGAGGGGGCCAGUCUUUUUGACGAUGACGACGAAGAAGAAGGGAUGAGUAGUCACCCCAGUCAAGGGCAGAGGCCUUUCCUCUACGCAUUUUCCGGCAAUAACGAAGCCUCGCUCAAGGCUAACGUUAAAGCGUUGAAGAAUCACUUGACCAAUCCAGCUGUCAAAGUGUCUCUAGCUGACUUGGCGUAUACCCUAAACUUGCGAAGGUCUCGCCACUUCAACCGGGGAUACAUGGUCAGCUCAGCGGCCCCUGUGGACGAGCUGGCUCUAGUCACAGGCAAGCAGAUGGCCAGCGAUGUCAAGAUCGGAUUCAUAUUCACUGGUCAGGGAGCGCAGUGGCCACAGAUGGGCAAGGCCAUUAUCGAGGCCUUCCAUCCUCACGCCAGCGAGAUCAUUGCCGAGCUAGACCAGGCUCUACAGUCCAGCGUGGCGCCCCCGAAAUGGACUCUGCUGGAAGAGCUGACGGCUCCUAGAGAUGUCAGCCAUCUCCGGCUGCCAGAGUUCUCGCAGCCCCUUGUCACCGCCCUGCAGAUCGUGCUGAUCGAAGUCCUCGCUCGGUGGGGAGUCAAGCCACAGAGUGUCGUAGGCCACUCUUCUGGUGAGAUUGCAGCUGCGUACGCGGCCGGGCUGUUAAGCAAGAAGGAUGCCAUCCGAGCGGCUUAUCAUCGAGGACAUGCUGCGGUUGCUGACUCUGCCUCUACCCCCAAACAGGCGACUAAGAAGUUAGGCAUGAUGGCUACCGGCAUUGGAGCGGCAGAGCUAGGUCCUUACCUGAAUGGGCUGGAAGAUAGGGUACAGAUCGCCUGCUACAACAGUCCUACGAGCUUGACCUUAUCGGGAACUUUGGAUGGGCUGGAGGAGGUGCGCGCCAAGUUGAUAGAAGAUGGGAAGUUUGCUCGAUUGCUACAAGUUGACCUCGCCUAUCAUUCCACCUUCAUGAAGACCACUAGCUCGGGGUAUAUGAGCCUGCUGAGCCAAGAUUUUGCUCAGGAUGGUCCCCUUAAGGUCCCCUCUGGUGUUUCUGGAGAAAAUGAUGCCGUUCAGAUGUUCUCCUCUGUCACGGGCAAGCGCAUGGACAGGGCUGCCGAUGCCGAAUACUGGAAAAGCAAUAUGAUAUGCCCCGUCUUGUUCAGCCAGGCUCUCGAGCAGAUGAUUACCGCCAAAGAGGGAGCUGCCAACUUUCUGAUUGAGAUUGGUCCCAGCGGAGCCCUGAAGGGUCCCGUCUCUCAGAUACUCAAGGGAGAUGGUGGUCUCGAGAUCCCCCCCGGUAUCCAGUACUGCAGCGCCAUGGCUCGUGGGGAAAACGCUAUCGAAGCCAUAUUUAACGUCGCUGGGCGUCUCUACAUGGCUGGAGGGAAAAUUGAUCUGGCCCAGGUCAACCACAGAGAUGGCGCAGCGAAGCCCAAGUUUGUGGUGGAUCUCCCCAACUACGCCUGGGACCACUCGACCAAGUACUGGUACGAGAGCGAUUCCAGCAAAGAUUGGAGGAACCGUCUGUUCCCUCACCAUGACCUCUUGGGAAGCAAGGUCUUAGGCAGCCCCUGGCAUAGCCCCACCUUCGUCAAGUCUCUGAACGUCAAGGAUCUCAGCUGGCUAGUGGACCACAAGAUGGGCUCUGAUCUGGUAUUCCCCGCCACGGGUUACUUAGCUAUGGCGAUGGAGGCCAUCUACCAGAAGACGGAGGCUCUGCACGUGCUGGAGAGCGGCAGUCCUGGGAUCAAACAGCCCCAGUAUCGGUUCCGCAACGUCGAAUUCAACAAGGCCAUGGUCUUCAACGAGAAUGGCCAGGCCACCAAGAUCCAAUUCACACUAACAGCUGCACACACUGCCAUUGGGGGCUGGCAUCAGUUCAAGGUGUUCUCAGUGGCAGAGAACAACGCUUUGACGGAACACGUCCGCGGACUAGUUCGGAUGGAAGAAGUAGAAAAAGAAGCCAGGGGUAGCGAGGAAGAGCUUAAGCCCCUGGUGCUCCCGGUAGAUGGCAGAGUGUGGCGUAAGUCCAUGAUCGAUGUUGGCUACAACUUCGGCCCCAGCUUCUCAAAGAUCUUGCAAGUGGAGUCUCUCCCCGGGAAGCGCUUCAACAGAUCUUUGCUGUCUCUUGAACCCCCUACUGCAGAGUUCACACAGUCCACUUACCCCAUACACCCCACGGCUAUUGACGCCUGCUUCCAGGCCUGCGCGCCAUCUCUGUGGGCUGGCCAUCGCAACGCUGUCGCGGGCGUGCUCGUCCCCGCUGUUAUUGAUAAUUUGACCAUAGCCCCUACCCAGGCCACUCGUGGUUUGGCUUUGACGACAUCCAGGUACACUGGAAACGGACGCCCCGACGACACCAAGAACUUUGCCUCCGAUGCUGCUGUGUAUGAUGCGGAAACAGGCAUCUACGUGCUCAAAUUGGAUGGCCUUCAUUAUCACAGGAUCGAAACCGGUGAGACCGCGUACGACUCUCACACCUUCAGCGCGCUGUCUUGGAAGCCGGAUCUCACCUUGAUCACACAGGCCUCACUGGAAACAUUAGUGGCAGAGGCGAAGCAGCAGCACAAUAGUCAGGUAGAUCGAGGCGAUGCCAGCGUCAGUGUAGCUAAUAGCCUUGUCGCCAUGGCUGCCCAUAAGAAGCCCGUCCAGCGCGUGCUGGAGCUGAACACCGUUUUGGGUGAGCAUGAGUCCAUCUGGGCCAACGCCAUGGCCGCGAAUGAACACCUAGAGAAGCCAUGCCGCCACUUCUGCUAUUUGCUUCAAGACCCACAAUCUUUGGUGGAAGCUGGACAAAAGUACACCUCGGACAAGACGGAGCUGUCUCUGAUGGAGCACCUGGAAUACCUGCCUCAAGCCGAAAAAGAGGACAACCAGUUCGAGUUAGUGAUCGUACGCAUGUCCCCAGGUGCGAAGAAGGUAAAAGGGCUAUUCAAGAAGAUCAGGGAGGUGGCUAGUCAGGGAACUCAGGUCCUCUUCCUCCACCAACGAGAGAUCCCCACGAGACCUGAGCAAAAUGGCGUCGAAUCCAAUAAUGAAGAUGAGCAAUUCGACUCCGAUGUCUAUUUCAAGCAGCUGUCUGAUAUGGAGGAGUUCUAUGUCGCUGGCCACAUCAUGUUUGAAGAGGCCACUGAUUUGUUCGCGGGCCUUUCGCUUUUCAACAUCCCACAUACUCCAGAUAUCACGGGGAGACAGGUGGCUAUUUAUAGUCUCUCUUCCAAUCCUGGUCCCAACGCUGCAAGAGUUCUAGAUACUCUCCGAGGCUAUGGUUGGAUCCUGAGCAACUACGGCGAGAACGGUAACCAGUCUGUUGACCGUGUUCUGGUCCUGGAUGAACUGGAUACCUCUCUCUUGACUGAGGCUGCCAUGACUGCAGAUCGCUGGAACUCAUGCAAAGACCUCCUCGCCAGUGGUAAGCGGGUUCUUUGGGUCACUGCUGGAUCGCAGAUGGAAGUCUCCGAGCCAGACAGGUCUAUGAUCCACGGUUUGGCGAGGACGGCUAGGGCUGAAGAUCCGAGUCUCAGUAUGACUACACUCGAUGUGACGGGGGCAGACCACAACAUCACAGCGAGUGCAAUCCAGUCUCUACUCCAGCACAUAGGCUGCUGCUGCCAGCCCCCCGACGCCACCUCUCACGUAGACAGCGAGUUCGUGGAACGGAGAGGGCUACUUUACGUCAGCAGAGUCCUUCCGGACGAUGAAGUCAACAAGGUGUCGGAUGAUGUUCGAUCAGGUGCUCAGCCUAUCAGCCAGCCCUUCAACAACACUGAGUCCACCAUUCAACUCCACUGCGAGCGGGUGGGCACCAUCUCGUCAUUGAUGUGGAACGAAGUGGCCACCAGCGACCGCCCCCUCCAGGAUCAUAUGGUGGAGGUGGACAUGUACGCUGCCGGUGUUAACUUCAAGGACGUGGCUAUCACGAUGGGCAUCGUUCCUGAAGAUGAGUCUCUGCUAGGAUUCGAAGGCAGCGGGAGGAUACGCCGCGUGGGCAAGGAUGUCUCGAACUUCCAAGUCGGACAGAGGGUUGUCUUCUUCCGAAAAGGCUGCUUUACCAAUCGCUUCCACGUGUCCAGCCUGCGUGUCUGGCCCAUACCUGACUCCAUGUCUUACGAGGAAGCAGCCACACUCUCUGUCUGCUACCUAACCGCGAUGUACUCCAUCUACGACCUGGCCAAUACGCAGCCGGGCCACAAGGUAUUGGUCCACUCUGCCUCGGGGGGUCUUGGGUUGGCUGCUAUCCAGAUCUUCAAGCAUAUAGGCUGCGAGAUCUUUGUCACUGUUGGCGAUCAGAAGAAGCGAGCUCUCCUGAUGAAUGAAUGGGGCAUCCCUGCUGACCACAUUUUCUACUCCCGCGACAUCUCUUUCGCGGCAGAUCUCAUGAAAGCCACCAAUGGCUAUGGCGCCGACGUCAUCCUAAACUCCUUGACGGGAGAUCUCCUCGACGAGUCGUGGCGAUGCAUUGCCGCGGGCGGCACGAUGGUCGAGCUCGGCAAGCGGGAUAUGUUGGACCGCAAGGCACUGAGCAUGGAGCCCUUUGGCCGGAACGCGUCCUACCGCUGCGUUGAUAUAGGACACGAUCAAAUCACAGACCAGCUCCUGAAUCGCCUUAUGCGACAGAUCUUCGCUCUGUUUGAGAGCGGCCACAUCAAGCCCAUCACCCCAAUGACCGUCUUUCCCUACCAGGAAAUCGGUGCUGCGCUCCAGCACCUCCGCUCUGCCACUCAUCUGGGCAAACUGGUCAUUUCCAGCGGUGGCGAAGAGCAGCCAUUCAAUAUCAUGGUCAGACCACGCAAACGGGAGAUCCGUCUCCGUAAUGACGCCUCUUACCUCCUUGUUGGUGGUUUGAAGGGACUUUGUGGAAGCUUAGCAGUUCAUAUGGCUACUCUGGGGGCCAGGCGAUUGUCUAUCCUGGCUCGAAGCGGUUAUCAAGACGACGUAUCUCAACGAGUGCUUCGACAGCUAAAAGCUCUGGGUUGCACAGUGGAUCUGCUAAGGGGAGAUGUGUCGUGCAAAGAAGAUGUAAAGAGGGAGUUUAAGAAGAUAGGAGUUCCCGUAGCUGGUGUUAUCCAGGGGGCUAUGGUUCUUCGAGAUCGUAUCUUCACUUCAAUGACGGUUGAAGAUUACACGCAGACUGUGUCCUGCAAGAUUCAAGGCACUUGGAAUCUCCACAACGCGUUACUAGAAGAGGGUCAAACCGUCGACUUCUUCACCAUGCUUUCCAGUGUUUCUGGUAUAGUAGGAAACAAAGGCCAAGCCAACUACGCCGCCGCAAACACCUUCUUGGACGCAUUCGCCACUUACCGCCGAGGCCUCGGUCUCAAAGCCAACUCGGUCAAUCUCGGCGCCAUUCAAGAUGUCGGUUAUCUGAGCCACAACGAGGACAUCCUCAGCCACUUCGACGAUGACCACAUCUGGACGCCCAUCAACGAGCCGCUCAUGUUGAAGCUGGUAGAAUUUUCCAUCCGGCAGCAGAUUGACCCAAUGAGUACGGCCAGCGAAUCCCACCUCGUCACUAGUAUAGCUGUCCCGCAGCGUGAAUCUUCUUUCCUCUUAAGAGAUGGCCGCUUUGGAACCUUGUGCUUUGGUGAUCAGAGCGGUGAGUCCGGAGAUGCGAGGAACCAAGGGUUCCAAGAGGUCCAGAACCUGCUGUUGCUAGUAAAGAACAAGGCUAGUUAUAAUGCCGUGCACCAGGCGACUAUAGAAGCAGUGGUUCAACUGUUUACCAUGACGAUGAACCUUAGUGAGGCAGCGGAGCCGACCCGACCGUUAGCAAGUUACGGCCUUGACUCGUUGGCUGCUGUUGAGUUUAGGAACCGAUUACGAAUGGAGCUUAAGGUAGAAGUCACCAUAUUUGAGAUUACGACGGCUGCAUCUUUAAGUACAUUUUCGGAGAAGGUUGCUACGCGUAUGAUUGGAGCUUGA
Messenger RNA from Trichoderma aggressivum f. europaeum, 7281 nucleotides. RefSeq lists its product as uncharacterized. The record is from RefSeq and is a predicted model, not a curated record. The transcript has 2 exons. Gene Ontology annotation, biological process: fatty acid biosynthetic process; secondary metabolite biosynthetic process. Gene Ontology annotation, molecular function: oxidoreductase activity; zinc ion binding; fatty acid synthase activity. The coding region runs from base 1 to 7281 and encodes 2426 amino acids. Lineage: Eukaryota; Fungi; Ascomycota; Sordariomycetes; Hypocreales; Hypocreaceae.